AUGACAACAGCACCACAGAUAUACAAGGCCCAGGAGUUGACGGAAGCCCAGAAGAAUCUCAUCAAGGCCUCUGUGCCCAUUCUUGAGUCUAGCGGUCUCGAACUCACCAAAGCGUUUUACAACUCGAUGCUUAAUGGGAACCCUGAGGUGAGACCUUUCUUCAAUGACACCAACCAGAUCACAUACAGACAGCCAAAAGUGUUAGCAUUUGCAUUGCUCAACUAUGCGAAGAAUAUUGACGACUUGACGCCCUUGACCGACUUCGUCAAGCAGAUUGUCGUCAAGCACGUCGGCUUGCAAGUGAGAGCUGAGCACUACCCCGUUGUGGGUAACCACUUGAUCACAACUAUGGGUAAGCUUUUAGGCGAGAAGAUCGCCACCCCAGAGUUUGUGGAGGCUUGGAGCAUUGCUUACGGUAACUUGGCUCAGCUUUUGAUUGACGCUGAGUUUGCAGAGUACCAGAAACAACCAUGGGAGGGAUUUAAGGAUUUCGUGGUGACUAGAAUCGAAGAAGAGACCGACGAUGUCAAGUCUGUCUACUUCAAGCCCGCUGAUGGCUCAAAAGUGGCAAAGCCUUUAAGAGGACAGUACCUUGGUUUCAGGUUCUUGAUACCAGGCAGCGACGUUGAGAAGUCCAGAGAAUAUUCCAUCUCUGAGUAUCCAGAGUCUGGAGAAUACCGUAUCUCAGUGAAAAAAUUGGACCAAGGUGUCAUCUCAAAUUACAUCCAUAACACGUUGAAGGUGGGUGACAACAUAAAGGUCGCCCCUCCUGCUGGUAGAUUCACGUACCAGGAAAACGACAAAGACGUUGUUCUCUUUGCAGGCGGUAUUGGUAUCACUCCACUCGUCUCCAUUGCUGAGAAGGCUUUGAAGGACGGUAAGAAAGUGACCCUUCUCUACUCCAAUCAACGUGCUGAAUCGGUGCCUUUUGAGAAAUGGUUCCAACAGAAGAAAGAGGAAUACCCUCAGUUGUUUAAGUUCAUCAAGCUCAAUGACAAUGAGAACACAAAGCUCUCUGCUGAACACUUUGACGCCUUGGACUUGGCUAACUCCGAAGUUUACAUGCUUGGUCCUCUUGGUUACAUGGAGUUUGUUAGAGGCGAGUUAGAAAAACGCAACAAGUCGGACAUCAACUCUGAGUUUUUUGGUCCAACUGCAGUUUAA
This is a messenger RNA of Candidozyma auris, 1164 nucleotides long. RefSeq names its product flavohemoglobin (gene YHB1). Gene Ontology annotation, molecular function: nitric oxide dioxygenase [NAD(P)H] activity; FAD binding; oxygen binding. Gene Ontology annotation, biological process: cellular response to nitrosative stress; nitric oxide catabolic process. The transcript has a single exon. Lineage: Eukaryota; Fungi; Ascomycota; Pichiomycetes; Serinales; Metschnikowiaceae. Gene Ontology annotation, cellular component: intracellular anatomical structure. Bases 1 to 1164 code for a protein of 387 amino acids. The record is from RefSeq and is a predicted model, not a curated record.